Equus quagga is the source of this 4522-nucleotide messenger RNA. It is a transcript of the gene SIAE, whose product is annotated as sialic acid acetylesterase. The coding region runs from base 142 to 1704 and encodes 520 amino acids. The transcript is spliced from 10 exons. The record is from RefSeq and is a predicted model, not a curated record. Gene Ontology annotation, molecular function: sialate O-acetylesterase activity. Lineage: Eukaryota; Metazoa; Chordata; Mammalia; Perissodactyla; Equidae. Gene Ontology annotation, biological process: carbohydrate metabolic process.
CCUCGUCCGGCGGCCGCGGGCCGCUUCGCGGACUGAGCCGCCUGGGAGGGCGGAGUCCGGCCGCGCCGGCCCCGCGCAGGCCCCGCCCCCGCCUGGGUCGCGGCCCGGAAUUCGGCGCUGGGGCGGUGGAUCCUCGCCAGCAUGGUCCCCCUGGGGCUUGUAUUUGAGUUGGUGCUGCCGUUAAUCCUGUGGGCCGACAUAAGUGCAGGUGUUGGUUUUCGCUUUGCUUCGUACAUCCAUGAUUACAUGGUGCUGCAGAAGGAGCCUGCAGGGGCAGUGAUCUGGGGCUAUGGCGUAUCUGGAGCCACAGUGACAGUGACUCUGUGGCAAGAUCAGGAAACCAUCAUGAAGAAAGUGACCAGUGUGAAAGCACACUCUAAUAGCUGGAUGGUGGUACUGGAUCCGAUGAAGCCUGGUGGACCUUAUAAAAUGAUGGCACAGCAGACUUUUGGGACAAUGAACUUCACCCUGAGCGUUCAUGAUGUCUUAUUUGGAGAUGUCUGGCUUUGCAGUGGGCAAAGUAACAUGCAGAUGACGGUUUCCCAGAUAUUUAAUGCUACAAGUGAGCUGUCUAACACUGCUGCCUAUCAGUCUGUCCGCAUUCUCUCUGUGUCUCUUGUUGAGGCAGAGCAGGAGCUGGAGGACCUUCCUGAGGUUGACUUGCAAUGGUCUAAGCCUACCGCAGAAAACUUGGGCCAUGGAAGUUUCCAGUACAUGUCAGCAGUGUGCUGGCUCUUUGGGCGUUACCUGUAUGACACUCUGCAGUAUCCCAUUGGGCUGCUUGCCUCCUCGUGGGGUGGGACACCCAUUGAAGCCUGGUCAUCUGGAAGGUCACUGAAAGCCUGUGGGGUCCCUAGGUUCACUGCAUCUGAUUUUGUAGCCGGUCCCAGUCAGCACUCUGUUCUCUGGAAUGCCAUGAUCCAUCCGCUACAUAAUAUGACUCUGAAAGGGGUGAUAUGGUAUCAGGGGGAGUCUAAUAUAAAUAUUAACAGAGACUUGUACAACUGCACAUUCCCUGCGCUCAUUGAAGACUGGCGCCAAACCUUCCACCGUGGCUCCCAGGGGCAGACAGAGCGUUUCUUCCCAUUUGGAUUUGUUCAGUUAUCUUCUUAUUGGUCUGCUGCAACCUCAGAUGAUGAAUUUCCUGAGAUCCGUUGGCAUCAAACAGCAGACUUUGGCUAUGUUCCCAACCUAAGGAUGCCCAACACUUUCAUGGCUGUAGCUAUGGAUCUCGGUGAUUGGAACUCAUCUUUUGGCAGCAUCCACCCUCGAGAUAAACAGACUGUGGCAUAUAGGCUGCAUUUGGGGGCCCGUGCUGUGGCUUAUGGUGAGAAGAAUUUGAUCUUUCAAGGACCACUGCCUGAGAAGAUCGAGCUCUUGACUGACAAGGGGCUGCUCAACCUCACAUAUUCUCAGCAAAUCCACGUGCAGAGGCAGGACAAGAUAUUUGAGAUCUCAUGUUGCAGGGACCAGCGAUGCAAGUGGCUUCCAGCUCCUAUGAACACUUUCUCCACCCAGACCCUGGACCUGAAUAUCAGUUCUUGUCAUGACACUGUGGUUGCUGUUCGCUAUGCCUGGGCCACAUGGCCCUGUGAAUAUAAACAGUGUCCCCUAUACCACCCCACCAGUACCCUGCCAGCUCCUCCCUUCAUUGCUUUCAUUACAAACCAGACUCCUGGAUAUCACAGCAAGGUCAUGAAAUAAUUUAGCUGCAAUAUGAUCAUAUCUUAGAUGGAAGUGUGGAUCCUUUAGAUUUUGGCAUUUAGGAGUUUAAAUGAUGACAACUAUUGCUUUUAAAGGAAAUUAAUACAAGGUCUCAUUGGACAGCCCCAGCUAGCACAUGGCUGUUUCUGUAUUCUGAGAUGAUCCAGGGCUCCUAGGCAAAUGAAAUGAUUACUUUCUCCCCCGGUUGGUCUAGGUGUCUGUAUUGGACUAAUUCCAAACUACAAAUUGAACCUCAUUGUCAUUCACUUCCUUCAUUAUUGGGAGUGCAGUGUCUAACACUUUUGUCCCCUUACAUUCAGAGUUGUGGAAACUCAGGAUUGGCAGAGAUUUCAAGGCCAUGUAGGCCAGGUAGUAUUUAUAUGUACUUUACAAAAUUUGACAAGUGGUUAUUGAAUUUCUGUAUAAAGUUUCCAUUCUAAACUUCCCAAGUUUUUCCUUAUGUUGAACUGAAAUCUUUCUUCCACUAUCCAACCAUCUAUCAGAUAACUGAAGAUAGCCCUAUUUGUGUUCUAAGCCCCAAACAAUUCUGUUCCUUCAAUCUAAAUAAUGAAAAUGUGAAUGUUGAAAACCAACAAACCAGGACCCUGUGCAGGCAUUUGGGGGAGAUGCUGAGGGAUUGCUUUAAGGAACAAAGAGAAAGGGUGAGGUGGUGGGAGCCCAGGAUGGCCCUCAGGCUGCCCGGAGCAGGAGUGGGGGAAUCACAAGCUUUGAAAAAUAGGAGAGUGGAGGUCACUGAGAGGCAAACAGGUCGUUAGAGUUAAAUAUGAAUCUCAGGCUCUUUAAAGGUAAGAGGUUUAACUAUAAAAAGGAUGAUCCAGAUGGAAGAAAAAAGUCAGGCUGAAAGUAAAGCUACAUGAUAAGCGUUUAGAAAAAUAAUCCAGGUGGGGCAAAUAUGAAAGAGGGCUUAUGUGUGUACUCUGAGGAAUCAUAAUGCUGUUGAUUGGUUGAUUAAAAACAGCUAAUGGCACUUGAUAAUUGCGGUUAUCUACUAAAAGUUGGAAAUAAAAGUAUAAUCAUUAGUGGCAUGUAUACAUUUAUAUCCAGUCAAAACUGGGUUAGGAACGGGCUUGUAAAUUGUCCUUUGAAGCAUGAGAAAGGAGUAAGACUGUUACCUAUGAGUAGCUUCGAUUCCCUUAAUGUGAAAAAUGAGAACUAAAGCAGUAAGCAUCUCUCCCCACACCUGUCCCCCAAGUCAUCCUGGUGUAGCUCUGAACAUCAGGAAUAGCUUUGUCAGUGUCAGGAUUUUAUUUUAGUAAAAACCCAAAACAACUAUGUAGUCUGCAAGGAACUUUGGUUCCCCUGAGGACUUCCUAGUACCAUUAACUACUAACAGCCAUAUACAUCUGGCCUAAUGGGAACCAUGAAUGUAGUAACAGACUCCUGAGAAAAAGUAAAUCUAUCCAGCCACCCCUCCCCACCCCCAAUACACAUACACUCAGGGGUUCUUCUAGUUUGGAAGCAGCUGGAGAUAGCUCAGCUCAGGUUCCUUUCACCCCCAACAACCUAGUGCACAGAGUGUAAAAAGUUAGGCUUAGGUAGUGGAUAUAUUAAUGGAGGCAUGUGAAUUUAUUUUUAAUGGUUGAAUAAUUUAAAGCAUUCUGUGAUAAUUCAGUUUAUUUCUCAAAUUAAAAUAACUUUUUACGGUUUGAAAAAUGAAAGUUAUAUCAUUGUAGAACAUUUGGAUGCUAGGAAAAAGCCUAAGUAAAACUCACCCCAAAAUUCAUAAUUUGGAGAGAAACACAAUAUUUUGGUCAACGGUCACUUGAUUUGUUUGGGUUGUAUUUUACAUAUUACAUGGUAUAUUAUCUUGUAAUUUGUGUUUCUGACUUAUUCUAGCAAAAUAAUUUUACUAUGUAAAUUGAAUAUAGAUUUAGUGUUUCAGUUUGUGGGAGCCCCAGGCUUUAUUUAACCAGUUUCCCAUUAGUAGACAUACAGGUUUUUUCUAAUUUUUCCUCUAUUAAACUAAUACCAUGAUAACUGUUACCUGCAAACAUCAUACCACUCUUAUUUCCUUAGGGUAAUUAAUGUCGAAUGACAUGUUUAAGGAUAAAUAUGUUUAAAAUUUUGAUUACCUACAGCUUAACCCUCCCAAAGUGUUCAACAGUUUACAUUCCCACCAAGGGAAUUUUUUCCCCUCAUUCUCAUUGACGUUGGAUGUCAAAUUUAAAAAAACCUUUUACAAUCCAGUAGAUGAAAAGAUAUUUUAGGUAUAUGACGGCAGUGUUUUUCAAGUUUUUUAAAAUGAUGAUCUAUAGUAAAAACAUUUUUAUUGUUCCAUGUAUCCCCAGUAUUUAUAUAAAUACAUAAACACACUAUAGUUGAAACCAAAGUUUCAACCUUUCAACAUGUGAUGCAUUCCAGUAUGUUCUUUAUUUAAUUUUAAAAGAUGCAGGUCUUGACUCCCUAAGUUUAAGAAUAACUAAUGGGUUGAGAUCUGUAGUCUGAAAAACACUGUUCUAGGAAAGCUACAAAGUGAAUACUCUUAUUAAACAGCACACUAACUUACUAAAAAAAUGUUAAAUGUCUUUCUUAAAAUGAGACUCUCUUUUAAUAUGUAUUUUACUCAGGCUGUAACAGAAUGGAAAGAUAUUUGCUAUAUGAGAAAAGCAGCAUAUAUCAUUUCUGUACAAGUGCAAAUAUGUUCAGGCAACUUAUGCAGAGAAAAAAGACUAAUGAAAAACAUUAAAAAAUUAACAACUUUGAGUAAUCCCCUUUCCAUCCCUGAUUUGCUAUUAUCCAAUUUUAAUAAUUUUUUGCAAUGUAAAGUUAUACCAACUUAUAAAAUUAAUACCGUUUA